AUGCAGCAAACGAUACCCUGCCAUACUAGCGCACUUGAUUAUCCAUUUGGCAAUAUAUCAUGCACAUUGGUGUGGAGAAACGAAGCAAACUCAAGAGAUAAUCAGCAAAUGAGAUGGGACAAUAAUGCUUUGUCACGGCCUUUUGGUGAAAAUAAGAUUGAACAGGUAGGAGACCUGAUCCUCCUUGACGUCAACCUGGAUCACACCGAGCUUUAUCGUCAUAAUGGUGUAUUUGAUGAGCUUUCAGCAAUGUUUACUUUUCGAAGGGGUCAUUACAAACUCCUUCUGCUAUUCUUUCUUCCUUCGGCACUUUUUAUGCUCAUGAGCUGGCUCUCCCUCAUCCUUGGCCCAAUGGCCAUUACGCGGUCCAUUCUCAUUGUUGGCUCACUUGUUUUGCUGCUGAUCCACUACAGCACGAAUAUGGCAGGCUUACCGGAAACUACAGGUGUUACCUCCAUAGACGUCUGGAAAGUAUUCUCUCUGUUAUUUGUUAUGUCAAUACUUAUGGAAUUAGUCAUCGUGACUUGCAUGGCAUCUAUGGGAAGGUCGAGGUGA
Molecule: messenger RNA, 555 nt
Organism: Cylicostephanus goldi
Lineage: Eukaryota; Metazoa; Nematoda; Chromadorea; Rhabditida; Strongylidae
Source: the annotation of a GenBank genome assembly